UGGCCGCCUCCGCCUCUGCCUCAGGGAGGAGGUCAUUCUUCAGCAGGGAGGUGGAGGCAUCGUUCCCCAGCUUGGUGCUGCACCUCGGGGACCCGGCACCGGCAGUCCGUGAUGCGUGCAAGAUGGCCCUGCACCGGUGUGCCCCAUUCCUGGCAUCAGAGAGGGUGCGACGUCGCGUGGCCGCCAGCACUGGGCUGAGCGCCGCCGAGCUGCAGGAUGAGCUCUGCAGGCACCUGGCCCGAGACUGCCCCGCACUGCUGGAGAGCCUCUGCCACAUGGCCCAGAGCUGCUGCACGGGGAGCUGCCAGGCGCCGCAGGAGGCAGCCGUCCGCAUCCUGGGCCUCCUGAUGAAUGCGGCGCCAGCCGAGAGGCCGCAGCGGCAGGACCCGGCGUCGCGGUGGGGAGGUUUCUUCACUGGCGUGGGUGCCCGGUCUGGCCCUGCGCGUGGUGAGAAUGGUGGCAGUGUGGUCGGGGCCGUCCCUGCGGCCAUCACGACCUUCGCCGCCGUGGUGAUUUCUAUUCUGGACCAGUUGGAAGAUGCUCAGGGCGGCAGAGCAGAGGCCUACCGCCAGCUGGAGAGCGUCUUGUGGGGCGACGAGAGCGACCUGCAGAGCUCUGUCGCAGGCAGAGCCAUAGCACUGGCAGCCCAGGACCUGCGCGUGGCCCAGGACACGACGGCCGCCGUGAGGAUGGCGGCGAGUGACGUCCUGGUGGCGCUGGCCCGCUGGCACCUGCAUGAUGUGGUGUCGGUGCUGCAGGGCCACCUCCAGGCCCUGGAGGAGAUGUCGGUGGAGCUGGUCCUCCACACUCUGCACAACCUGGCCAUCCGCUACGCCCUGCAGUGCGUGCCCUUCGCGGGAAAGACGCUGGCAGCCCUGCGCGGCGUGCUGAGCACAGCGGGGAGCAGCCGGAUGCUGUGCGCCGUCUGUGGCGUUGUGGAGCAGUGGUGCAGCGGGAUCAGCGCAUACCUCCGCCAACGGGAGAAAUGCGACUUCCCUCACCUGGGGGCCGCCCAGCUCUGCGCCCCUGUUUACUCGCUUGGCAAGCAGGCCAUGCUGAGGGCGAUGGCUGUUAUGAUGGGUGUCCUGCUGCACGCGGAGGAGCACCACCAACAUGCCUGGGAGCAGCUUCUCUGGCUGCUGCACCAAUACCGAGAAGUCCAGGACCCCUCAGGGGUGACCAGGAGUCUCAACUAUUUCCUGUGGGCCGUGAUGGAUGUUCAGGCCCAGGUGCCCCGAGCCAAGAUUCUGGCUGUCAUCGCGGCUGUGCACGAGCAGCUCUGCGAUGAGAUGGAGCCGCCCAGCCCAGGGCACCGAGCAGAGUUGUGCCACUGCAUGGUGCUGCAGGCCCGAAUUUGCCCGGAGGAGACCAUCGUGUUCCUGUACUAUAAGCUCAGGACCGGGAACAAGGUCGAUCGCGUGGCAGCCGUGGAAAUGCUGCAAGCUCUUGUCCGCUGCGACGCCCCCGAUGUGAGAGAGAAGCUGCCCCUGUUCACCAAGCUGGUGCAGUCUGUGUGCCACGACCCUGCAGCCCAGGUGAGGAAGGCAGUGCUGCGUUUCCUCGGGGAGCUGCUGCACUCCAGCGCCCCGGGCUGCUCGGCGUGGGACGUGGUGGGGCACCUCUUCGGCGAGUUCAGCCGGGCCUCGGGCAGACUGGCAACAGGAAAACUUUCGGUGGUGGAAGUGUGGGAAGAGAGGACUGUUCAGCGCCUCUGCACCCACGUCCUGGGCUCACUGGACGUAUCUGCCGGAGCGGUGGCCAAGCUCCUGUGGCCGAGGCUGCUGCAGUAUGUGGUGCCAGCUGAGUAUACGGGCAUGCUGGUCCCGCUGUGCCGCUGCCUGCGUGCCCUGGCCGAGAGAGCAGAGAGAACAGAGGGCGAGGAAGAGAAGGCAGCGCCCGAGGCCCUGAAGCCUGCAGAGCCAGCCCCUCUGCCGGCUCCCCAAGCCCUGCUGGCUCGUCUGCUGGUGAGUACCGGGGCCCCCGGGGAAGGAGCUUCUGUGGCCGGGGUGGUGGCAGCUGUGGCUCCACACACAGGCGGUGGCCAUGGAGCCGCAGCCCUGCAGCUGCUGCAGGUGCUCUGUGGCACGAUCCACAGAGCAGUGGGGGCGAGCUGGGCCACAGAGAUCCCCCUGCUGCUGCAGCACCUGGCAGGAACAACCGCCGGCUUCCUGGACAGGGCCGAGUGGGACAGCCUCCUGCUGAAGUUCCUGCGAGCGUCGCUGGAGGUCAUCGCCAGCGAGGCCUGGACCGUGGAGCUGAGCCGGGAGCUGAGCCGGCAGCUGGGUGGCUCUCCCCGCCUGUCCUGGGAGAAGGUCUGUGCCCUGGCGGCGGCGCGCCCCGAGGGCUGCAGCGGCAGAGCCUGGGAGGCUCAGGCCGGGGCGAGGGCUGGCGGCGGUGAUCUGCCACAGCUCACCGUGGCCGGGGCCCGGCCUCUCCUCUUGCAGCGGUUCCUCUACAAGGCUCUCGGCACGGCCCUGGCAGCUUGUGGGUGUCUGCGCCACGUGCGAGAGCAGACCCUGCAACAUCUGGAAGCAACCAACUUCCUGGAGCUGUGGGAGGCACAGGGAAUCGUUUCGGUUGUGUCCCGCUGCGCCGAGAGCCACUUCCAGCUGGCAUUGUCCUCAGUGCAGCAAUUCACGGGGACCUUGAAACACCGGAAGCAGAGCCACGCACUGAGGAACCGCGCUGCUCGUGCGACGCUCAUGGUGAUCUACGGCCGGAUGGCGCUGCGCGCCCCCAGGGAGCAGCUGCUCACCCACGUGGAGAGAGACAUCGUGGGGAACGUCCUGCAGCUCUACCGAGAGGGCUGCCAGGACGCGCAGCUGAAGCUCUCCCUGGUGCAGAGCGUAACUGAGAUCAGCCUUGCCAUCCAGGCUGCAGACGCCGGCCCCAGGUUCGAGCUGUGCUGCAAGCGGGAGCUUCUGCAGAUGCUGCUGGAGGUGAUGCAGGAGGAGCCCCAGGAGUCCCCAGUGCAGCCCCGGGCCCUCAUGGCUGUGGAGCAGUUGAGCAAGCUGAAGCCCCGUCUGAGCAGGGAGGAAAAAUGCAGCCUCCUGGCUCAGUGCUGCCGGGGCGUCGUGUGCCUCCGUCACCCAGAGCAGAUGGAGGCGAGAGGGGAGGUGGCAGCGGCUGCUCCAGUGGCACCGGGUGUGCAGGCGCCAUCCCUGCGGGCGCUGGGCCAGCUCAUGAGAACCCUUCUGCGGGAAGAGCCGGCCCCCAUCUGCUUCGAGGACGUGGUACAGGUCCUGCGGCACUGGCUCGCCUCAGCCGAGGAGUGCGAGCGGGAGAGGGCCCUGCAGGUGUGCGUUCAGCUGCUGGGUGCUCAUGAGGAGCAACGCGAGCAUGGGCGAGGCCGCGCCUGCGAGCAGUUCGGCUCCCUGGCGGGACUACUGGGGCCUCUGACCUGUGAUGCCUCAGCUGCGUCCCGCUGGCGGGCAGCCACCUGCCUCGGCCACCUGCUCCAAAUCGGAGCUGAGACCACGGACGUGGCGCCAUGCACUAACGAGAUCAGGUACCUGCGGGAGAGGCUCAACGCCGUCGCCCCCGACUCUCUGCUGGCCACCUCCACCAACAUCGCAAAGCUGGUUUGCAAGCAUGUCCCCCAAGGCCAGGCUGCAGACUUCAUGGACACUGUCAUGGAGAGCCUGCAGUGCACCAGGCCCGUGCGCGCGUGGGCUGCUGGGCGGUGGGCACUCACCUUCCUGGGGGACUGCGGAGAGCAAAUAUUCCAGGAGGAGGUACCUGAACUCGUCACCAUCCUCUGCACCUGCCUGCAGAGCACCCAGCAGAGCACCCGCAGGUGCUUUGUGCUGCGAGCGAUGUUCAUCCUGGCCCGCUGCCACCAGGAACCGGUGAUUGACAGUCUCCUCCAGAGGUGUCUGCCCAUGGACAGCAACACAGUGGAAGUGUGGAGGAGCCUAGGGAGAAGCGCUCUGGGAUACCCAAUCCUGGAGCGCUUAACUGAAAAGUUAAGGGCAGCCGGAGACAGCAGCCAGGGGAGCGAGUGCUGCGCUCGGGAGCUGGGCAGCAGCCAGGCUGCCCUGGAGCCUCACACGAUCAUCCGCGCCCUCUGUGAGAUGGUGUCAGUGCUGCAGAGCGAGGGGCUGGUCCAGCACCUGCUUCCUGACCUGCUUCCCAGCCUCCUGGGGCAGGUCAGUGAGACGCUGCGGGAGGAGAUGGAACCGUCCCUCAGGGAGCCCGAGAGCUCCGACACGUCAGGCAGGCUGUUUGUGGAGGUGCUGGAGCUGGUGCUCUCCAAGUGCCUGGAGGAGCGGUGGCUUCGGCUGCUCCGGGAGCAGGGAGCAUGGGCGUCCCUGGCCGAGCGCCAGGCUCACAGCACUGGCGUGUGUCUUCUGGCGAGCGUGCUGCUCCGCGCGGAGCUUGUCCCACCGCGCCUGCUGCAGAACCUCUCCACCUGGCUGGACUCGUGCUCAGCAAACCUGCGGCUCACGGCCACAGCUUUCUUUGCUGAGCUGAUGAAGGACCGGCUAGUGGAGGAGAGAAAGCUGCUGAAGCCCCUCUUAGAGGCUUUUGCGGCGAGGGCGCGCGACCCCGUCAGCGCCGUGCAGCAGAUGGCAAUGAGAGGCCUGGGCAACGCGGCAAGCGGAGCACCGGUGAAGCUGCAGAGGCACGGGGCAGCCGUGGUGGCAGUGCUACGCGGGGGCCUGGAGGACGGGGCCAGCGUGGAGGUGGCAGCCGAGAGCCUGCUGGCACUGGCGAAAGUGCUGGGGCCGCUGGUGGCCAGGGCCAUUGGCUCGGCCUUUGAAGAGGUCACCAGGUCCAGCCGGGCCUUCUGGGGAGCGGAGGAAGAAGCCCUGCGCUGCUCAGCCUUCACCCUCUACGGCGCCCUGGCCGCCUCUGCCUCUGCCUCAGGGAGGAGGUCAUUCUUCAGCAGGGAGGUGGAGGCAUCGUUCCCCAGCUUGGUGCUGCACCUCGGGGACCCGGCACCGGCAGUCCGUGAUGCGUGCAAGAUGGCCCUGCACCGGUGUGCCCCAUUCCUGGCAUCAGAGAGGGUGCGACGUCGCGUGGCCGCCAGCACUGGGCUGAGCGCCGCCGAGCUGCAGGAUGAGCUCUGCAGGCACCUGGCCCGAGACUGCCCCGCACUGCUGGAGAGCCUCUGCCACAUGGCCCAGAGCUGCUGCACGGGGAGCUGCCAGGCGCCGCAGGAGGCAGCCGUCCGCAUCCUGGGCCUCCUGAUGAAUGCGGCGCCAGCCGAGAGGCCGCAGCGGCAGGACCCGGCGUCGCGGUGGGGAGCUCGGCAGAGGCAGCGGUGCAAUCGGUCACCCCGUGCACGGCGGGCAGCAGCCGUGGGAACCCGGCAGCCCGGGGCAGCAGAGCUAUAAAGCUGCAUCCGUGCGAGCCAGCCUGAAAGGAGUCUCAAUAAAGGAAGUUUUCCUCAUAUCUCA
Rhea pennata is the source of this 5402-nucleotide messenger RNA. Its product is annotated as maestro heat-like repeat-containing protein family member 2B. Lineage: Eukaryota; Metazoa; Chordata; Aves; Rheiformes; Rheidae. The transcript has 43 exons. Gene Ontology annotation, cellular component: cytoplasm. The record is from RefSeq and is a predicted model, not a curated record. Bases 123 to 5339 code for a protein of 1738 amino acids.